AUGUCCGCCUUCGCCUCCUCUCUGCGCCCGUCCCUGCGCCUGGCCGCCACGGCCCAGCCCACGCGCACCUUCAGCUCCUCGUCUUCGCGCUCCGUCGCCAAGAUGAUCCUCACUGGCCGCCUGGCUGCCGAGCCCGAGCUGCAGGCCACUUCGACCGGUCAGGACGUCAUCAAAUACGCUCUCGCCACAUCGUACGGCCCCAAAGAAAACCGCCACACAAGCUGGUUCCGCGUCUCGAGCUUCGUCCCGGAGGGCGCGCAACGGGAGUACCUCCUCGGUCUGCAGAAGGGAACUCUGGUCUACGUCGAGGGUGAUGCAAGCAUGCGCCAAUGGGAAGACGCCGAGGGCAAGAAGCAAUCCAGCCUCAGCAUUGUGCAGCGCUCACUCGAGGUCCUCAAACGCCCAGCUAGCGCUUACGAGAACGAGAGCGAUUCCCACUGA
Molecule: messenger RNA, 441 nt
Organism: Penicillium lagena
Lineage: Eukaryota; Fungi; Ascomycota; Eurotiomycetes; Eurotiales; Aspergillaceae
Product: single-stranded DNA-binding protein
Exons: 3
Coding region: 1-441 (146 amino acids)
Biological process (GO): positive regulation of helicase activity; mitochondrial DNA replication
Cellular component (GO): mitochondrial nucleoid
Molecular function (GO): single-stranded DNA binding
Source: RefSeq, a predicted model, not a curated record